AUAUUAACAGUUUCUUACAAUAUGAUAACCCCCUUUAUCUUCCCUAGUUAAGUCACAUACAAAUACUGGCAACUAGAUGAUCUGUUGUGGAUGUCUCUGUAAUUUUACUCUAUUUCACUGGCUAUACCAUUGAUCACAGCUACAACUACACUUGAAGAAGGAAGGAGUUUCUACUCCCAGGGUACAUAAAUGGCGGCUAUAAGGCACUCACUGCAGCAAGAGCUUUUCAGACCAAAUGAUGAAGCUCUUUAUUCGGUGGUCAAUGUUGCCAAAAUAGGUGGUGGUAAGAAGAAGAAAACAAGCUUUCUUUGCGCUACAGUAACCAAGGAGAAGCCAUUUCAAGUCAAUAUUUACAAAGUCCAAAAAUCAGAUAAAGAAGUUUUCAAGAAGAAACAAACUUGGCCAUUGUCAGACCUCAAGGUUGUAGAUGGCAAGCAGGAACUUGAAGAAAUUCCAGAAUUUGAUCUUCACUUUGAAAAAUGCUACAAGUGGACUGCAAGUAGAGUUGCAGACAAAGAAGACUUCAUUGAAACCCUGUUUUCAUUAUCAGAGAGAUAUCUUGCUGGGAAAAAACCUGCAUUUGUCAAUGUGAGCCCAAAAUUAUUUGAAGGAGAUGUUGCAGGCAGAGCAAGAAGUGGCACAAAUCGUUCACAGAAGUCCCAUCAUGCCACAGAUUCAUUGUCAGAAGGACAAGGCGAUGACUAUCAAGAGCUAACACCAAGAGAGGAAAAUGAUCUUGAGAAAAUGCUGUCACAUUUCGAGCAUGCCUUGGGAAAUCUGGAAGAAUUCACUGGUCAGUUGUCAAAGGAACUGCAACAGUUGGAAUAUCUGAAUAUCACUGCACUUAUGGGUUCAGAGAAACAAGCCCAGAGUCUUGCUUCACUGAUAGACCGUGGUCUAGAUGAGCUGGACUUGCUGGACGAAAGGCUGUCAAGAUACGACGAAAUGCUGCUUCGCGUGAGUGAGCAAAUGGGACAGAUGGAAUUUAGAGACAACAGGAUGGAAGUCGAAAGAAUAAAUAACAGGAAAAUACUGGGAGAAGUUCGUUAUAUUGUGGGUAAACUUGACAUUUCGAAGCGUCAUGUUAUGUCAUUAAGAGAGGGUGAUCUGUAUAAUCCAGCCGGAAUAUCAGAUAUCGUUUCAGCUGCAAAAAUAUUGCUUGAAGCAUCACAAACUAACUUCAAUCCAGGUAUAACGGAAUUGAAGUCUGUGAGGGAGCAAUUGGCGUACAUUAAUCAGCUUAAGACUGAAUUUGCUGCGCGGUUUUAUCAGCACCUUGACAAGUAUAUUUCACAAUAUAGCAUGUCAGACCGUUUGUCGUCGAGAACCGUUGGUGCUGAAUUGACUCUGUCGCCUCACGACUCUGUGCAUGAUGACUUUGCAAGGUACGAGGAGCUGAUGGGGUGGUUGAAAGAACUCGAUCGUGAUAAGUUCAAUCAAAUGAAAAAGCAUUACGAAGAAUCGUUUGGAAGGAUGUAUGAACGAGAAAUACGUGAAUUCAUUGAAGCUGCGAAGGUCAAGGCGUCCAAAGGAAAAGGUUUGCGUGGUGGUUUGUACGCUGCCCAAAGUCAAGAGGGUCUUAUUUCGAAAGGGAAAAGCAAGCAGCUUGGGGGUCUAGUCCGUUCACCAUCAAAGGAGUCUAUCAACUCAAUGGGAUCUCUUGGUUCGGAAAGCAGUUUCUUUAGUGGUGGGCACAACAAGUUUGCUGAGGCAUUCGAUUCAAUACUCUCCGAACUUGAGCCGUACAUAAUGGUAGAGCAAGAGUUCUGUGUGAAAUUUUUCCAUUUAAGAUUUUCUGUUCAAGAUUCAGAGUCUUCAAGUUCUGCCCUUGACGUCAAAGAUGGUGGCACAAUGAGUAGAAGUCGACCUUCGAAAAUUGCGGACGAAGUGAAGGAAACGAUGACUAAUAUUUUCGGUUAUCUGGACGCAGAAGUCCUUAAUUUCAUUCAACAUGGAGAGAAACUUGAUCCUCAUAACACGAUGUACAUGAUUGUACGUAUCAACAACCAGGCAGCUCAUUUGAUGACAAGCCAGUCGACAGGGGGGCCACCCUCUUUUCUUGGCACUAUGUUUGCAAGUUGGCUUAUAUCGACCAAAAGGCUUUUCGACAAAUACGUUACGGGACUUUGUAGAAAUGUGGAAGAUACAAAAAUUCACAAGAAACAUAAAUGCGGAACGUUCACUUUUGUUACAAAGUUCGAGGAAUUUAGCAACAUCGCGGAGGUCAUUUUCAAAGGAUCUGAUCGGCGGGGCGAUAUCGAUAAGGCCUACAGUAAACUGAUACAAGUGAUGUUCGAUAACAUUGAAAGAAUUUCGUUUGAGCACGAAAAGAUUCCGCCAGAAAUAAUAAUGUUUGAAAAUUACCAUAGAUUACACGCAAUUAUAUCUGGUUUGAGAAACCAAGCAUUAGAGAAAGAAAAGAAAGAGGCGAAGCAACGAAGUACCGAUGCGAUGGCGCAGUACGUCAGCAAACGAGUUGGUUUACCCGUUGAAAAGAUCAGCAACUUUUUCGAGGGUGUUGAAAAUUGCAUUGCUUCUGGAGUCAGAAUGGAAGAUGUUGGUUAUCAAAUUGCCUACAACAGACAAGAGCUAAAAAACAUACUUAAAGAAUAUCCUGCCAAGGAGAUCAAAAAGGGACUGGAAAAUUUAUACAAGAAAUUAGAGAAAUACUUUUCGACUGACAAUUUUGUUCAGGUCAUAUGGCGAAGUCUGCAGCUUGAAUUCGUGCAGCAAUACGAGCGUUAUCAAGAUCUGAUCAACAAAUGCUACCCCGGCUCAAAUAUUAAGAUGCCCGUCGAAGUCGAUGAAAUCCUUGAUAUGUUUUCAAACAUUUAAGCCUGUAACUAAUAUAUGAAACAUAUAGCUCUUUAAGUCUGAAUAAUCAAUUAUUUUCUUGUAUAUUUCUAUUGCUGUAUGAAAUGAAUUUAAUUUCCAACUGUAUUUUAUAUUGACAGAGAAUUAGAUGAAUUAAGAA
Messenger RNA from Rhopilema esculentum, 2974 nucleotides. RefSeq names its product exocyst complex component 1. Gene Ontology annotation, molecular function: phosphatidylinositol-4,5-bisphosphate binding. The record is from RefSeq and is a predicted model, not a curated record. Gene Ontology annotation, biological process: exocytosis; Golgi to plasma membrane transport. Gene Ontology annotation, cellular component: exocyst; plasma membrane. NCBI's taxonomy places the organism in Eukaryota, Metazoa, Cnidaria, Scyphozoa, Rhizostomeae, Rhizostomatidae.